CCUCAAACCUCAGGCAGUCCGGGCAUGGGUGCCUGGGUGCCUUUCUACCUGAGGCUCUCCAACACGGCGGGCUUGGCGCCGGAGAUUAUCGACCGACGAAUAACAAGCCAGGCGAGGCUUUUGAGCUGGACUCGGACUAUGCGAGAUUCAAUCUGAACCACUGCCUCGCUGCUUGGUCCAUUGUACCUACGUCUACCUCGGUUGUCUAGUCAGCCCCGUCACCAAUUCCUCACACCCCCGAUACUGACCUUCAACUCUUCCGCUCUUGUCGACCGCGAUCCUUUGCUCCCUACGCUCUUCCAAUGACCCCCGAACGCCGUGAUUCUCCCGGCCAGACCCCGGACAAUGUGAGCACGGCGUCGCGCGCUCGAGACUUCUUCUCCGUCCCUGCACCGGUCAAGCGCAUCUUCGACCGCUUUCCUCUCGUCACCUAUCCCUCCAAUGAUCUUCCACACAGCGCAUGGUCGGACAGACGGGGCAAUCGGCUGUACGUCUUUACCGAUGCCGCAGGUGCCAGGCAUGGCAGACCGUCGUUCAACCCUCAGUGUCUCAAGUGGCAGGCAUAUUUGCGGUUUGUGGGGAUCGACUUCGACGUGAUUCCCUCCAACAACCAUGCGUCUCCGUCUGGCGCCCUUCCUUUCCUCAUCCCCGCCCACCCCGUCAACAACAACACCCCAAUUCCCUCCAGUAAACUGCAGAAGUGGGCCAUUGAACAAGUCCAUUGCGAGGAGGAGCAACAAUUGGAUCUGCGAUUUGAGGUUUAUGCGUCGUUGCUGGAUCACCGGAUAAGAAAUGCUUGGUUAUAUACCCUCUAUCUAGACCCGGAAGAGUUCGCAGCCGUUGCGAAGCCAUUAUAUGUGGACCCGUCGAGUAACAAUUCCGCCGUACGGACUGCCCUUGCAAUGCAACUCCAGCAAGCUGCCCGAACAGAGAUCCUGAAAACAUCGUCCUAUAUCGACGUGGGUGCUCUGGAGGCCGAGGCCAGCGAUGCCUUUGAGGCACUAUCGACACUUCUUGGUGACAACCUUCACUUCUUCAACCGACCGAACCCUGGUCUAUUCGACGCCAGCGUCUUUGCAUACACACACCUGAUCUUGGACGAAAAGCUCGGCUGGCGACGAAACCGGCUGGGACAACUACUGCGACAACACGAGAAUCUUGUACAACAUCGCGAGAGACUACUGAAAUUUUUCUAGACGGAUGGAACCAUAAGAAACAUCUCAGUCCUGUACAAUAACAACAUGUGUUAAUCCA
This is a messenger RNA of Aspergillus ibericus CBS 121593, 1254 nucleotides long. Its product is annotated as putative mitochondrial outer membrane protein (Sam35). The coding region runs from base 303 to 1196 and encodes 297 amino acids. The record is from RefSeq and is a predicted model, not a curated record. Gene Ontology annotation, cellular component: SAM complex. Gene Ontology annotation, biological process: mitochondrion organization. NCBI's taxonomy places the organism in Eukaryota, Fungi, Ascomycota, Eurotiomycetes, Eurotiales, Aspergillaceae. The transcript has 3 exons.